Messenger RNA from Anguilla anguilla (European eel), 3914 nucleotides. Its product is annotated as cholinesterase-like. Gene Ontology annotation, molecular function: acetylcholinesterase activity. The coding region runs from base 198 to 1985 and encodes 595 amino acids. Gene Ontology annotation, cellular component: plasma membrane. The transcript is spliced from 4 exons. NCBI's taxonomy places the organism in Eukaryota, Metazoa, Chordata, Actinopteri, Anguilliformes, Anguillidae. The record is from RefSeq and is a predicted model, not a curated record. Gene Ontology annotation, biological process: choline metabolic process; acetylcholine catabolic process.
UAACACCGUGUCCAACGCUCGCGAGGUUUCUUGUGCUUUACAGCUAGUGAAAUGUAUUAGUACUGCCUGGUAACCGAGAAAAAAAAUUGUGCUCUGUUCCAUUAAUAAAUCCGCAAAUAGCCUAUUACAGCUCUCCCAUGCAUGAAAUACACAAAGAGACAAAGAACCAAUUGUAGAAGAACAGGCUUGGGCUGACUAUGGCAGUUACAUAUCUUAUGUAUGUCCUGGUCCUCCUCGCUGUUCAAUAUCUCCGCCUCUCAAGCAGUCAGGAUGACCUCACUGUCCUCACAGACAAAGGCAAAGUCAGAGGGACGCGGGUCCCAGUGCCGGGUGGAUCCGUUGUAGCCUUUCUUGGGAUCCCAUACGCUGAACCUCCAGUGGGGGACCUCCGCUUCAGAAGACCCGUGCCUCGUAAGGCGUGGUCAGGGGUGUGGGAAGCAAAUGAGUUCCCCAGCACCUGCCACCAGCACCGAGAUGAGAUGUUUCCGGGGUUCCCCGGGGCAGAAAUGUGGAACCCCAACACCAGAAUGAGCGAGGACUGCCUGUACUUGAAUGUGUGGGUGCCCUCCCCCACACCUCAUGCCGCGCCUGUAAUGGCGUGGAUCUACGGGGGCGGCUUCUCCACGGGUACUGCCUCCCUCGAGGUAUAUGACGGACGGUUCCUGAGCAACACCGAAGGAGUUCUGGUGGUGUCCUUCAACUACAGGGUAGGGGCAUUGGGUUUCCUGGCCUUGCCCGGCAGCCAGGGGGUGUCUGGCAAUGCGGGGCUGUUCGAUCAGAGGAUGGCUCUGCAGUGGAUUAGCGACAACAUUGCUGCCUUCGGGGGUGACCCGCAAGCGGUCACGCUGUUCGGGGAGAGCGCCGGCGCCGCCUCUGUCAACUUCCACGUGCUGUCCCCGGGGAGUCACGCCCUGUUCACCCGGGCCAUUCUGCAGAGCGGCAGCGUCAACGCUCCCUGGGCAGCCGUCCCAGAGGGCGAGGCCUGGAACAGAUCCAUCGCCCUGGCCAGGCUGCUAGACUGCGAGAGCGGGAGCGCCACCGGCAUGGAGGACUGCCUCCGCAGGCUGGGGCCAGAGGAGAUAGUGAGCCAGCAGCACAACGUCCUAAAGCAGCACCUGCCUGUGGGAUCGGCUUUCAUACCCACUGUGGACGGCGACUUCCUCGCCGACCUGCCCAGCGUUCUGAUCCAGUCCGGCCAGUUUAAAAAAACCGAAUUCUUACUGGGUGUGAACAAAGACGAGGGGACGUACUUCUUGGUGUAUGGGGCUCCGGGGUUCAGCAUUGAGCAUGAGAGCCUCAUCACCGUAGAUGACCUCCUGCAGGUGGUUGGACUAUUCUUCCCAGGGCUCAGUGACAUCGCCCGGGAUGCAGUGGCCUUUUAUUACACAGACUGGACCGACGAAUUCAAUGGAAAGAAGAACCGCGACGCCCUCAACAGCAUCAUCGGGGAUUACUACAUCACUUGCCCCUUGCUGGAGGUCACACAGAGGUUUGCCACCUUUGGAAAUGAUGCAUACCUCUACUUCUUUGACCACCGUUCCUCCAGGAACACCUGGCCACCGUGGAUGGGCGUGAUGCACGGCUAUGAGAUCGAGUUUGUCUUUGGCCUCCCACUCAAUCGGAGCCUGGGAUACACUGUGGAAGAGGAGGCCAUGAGCAGGAAGAUCAUGAAGUACUGGGCCAACUUUGCCAGGACCGGGAACCCAAAUGUGCCGGGGCCAGCGACUUGGCCUGUGUUCAGUGCCGGGACUCAGGAGUACAUCUCACUGAAUUCAGACUCCCCAAGAACGCUCAAAAAACUGAGAGCCAUGCAGUGCAAAUUCUGGGACAGUUUUCUCCCCAAACUCCAGGACAUGACAGUGAGCAUUGACAAAGCAGAGCUGCAGUGGAAGACCCAGUUCCAUCGCUGGCUCUCUUACAUGCUGGAUUGGAAAAAUCAAUUUAAUGACUAUAGCCUCAAAAAGAACCAAUGUGGCAUACUUUAACUGCGUGUCUGUUUGUGCAAGUUUUAAGUGUAUCACUUCAUUAAACAGUAUAAUUCAAUUUUCCAACAAAAAAAUAUGGGGAUUACAUACUUAAGUAAAUGUUGAUGAUAGCGUACAUUAUGUAUCCCUUAUUUUAUAUUCCUCAUAUAAACUGGUUACGAAUGCAGAUUGUACCCCACUGACUUGCAUGUGUUGAACACAUUUUCUCUGAAAUGAAGUCACAUACCAUAUAGUACAGUUCUGAAAAACCGUGCAUGUUAGAAAGCAUUUUUUCAUAGGUCAAGUGUGAUUUCCCCCAAUUUAUUCCAGGAUUGUGAACUCUCACUUAAAUAUGUAGUUUGUUUGUUUUAUUAUAAUUUUUUGCCGGAUUUUUUUGUUCAUAUUUUUUAUGACUGUAAAGUCAAUAUUUGAUCAGUGAUCAAAAUGACAAAUUUCUAGGGAGUUCUGAUCUAUGGAUUCUAAAAUGGGUACUAUGAAAUGGGCACUUUUGUAUUACAGACACCGAAACUGAAAGUAGCCCGCUUACAAUCAAGAGUUAAAUAAAAGCAGUUCAUUUUAAUUUUCAUAUAACCAAAGUUAUAUUUAAAUUUAUCCGGAAAUGUCACAGACAUUUGGGAAAUGAUUAAGGAGAUGUAAUUUAGGUAGGUUAAACUUUGCACUAUGCUCUUCAAUAUUUGGCUUAUGACUAAGUGGUCUAAAAUCAGAAACAAAAGAAUGUUUGUCUCCAGAAUGAAGUUGGAUUGCAUCGUCACUAACAUUACCAAAAAUAACAUGUAGGCAGCCAAACACUAAAGAGAGCAUGGUAAGUUGGUGAGGGAAGGUUACCCGAGUUGAUUGCUGUCCAAGCAGAUCAAUGGAAUAAAUGCGAAAGAGCAAACUUAACAGGCUGUCAAAAAGUACUUUCAGUAAUUUAUCUGAGUAUCUCUGCCCAACAAUACACAUAGUUAGGUACAUGUAUUCUGGCUUUAUUCAUUUUAGUACUAACCAGAUACCUAACCUUAGCUGGCAUUCUGGUUCUGCACUGAAAUAUGUCUAUGAAGCAAUCUAUGUAUGUAAACUGAACUACAUUUAAUGCUGCUUUUCCUUGAUAUGGAUAGUUGAUGUGAAAACCGUAUGUUACUGUUACUUGCGAAUGCAAAAAAUAGCUAUUUCAGUGAUUGUUUUCAAUGCUAGUUAUUCUUUUUAAGGUGUUAUCAAUAGAAGAUGCUGCUAGGUACUGGCUGCUGACCAUUGUGCCUAUUUAUUACAGUAGGAUAUCUGACAGAUUCACCACAUAUAAAUAGGUGCUCCAAAUGACUAUGUAAAUGAUACAGCAUAUACAAAUUGAUUCAACUGCAAUGUGGACCAUUAAUUACCACCAUUACUUUCACUGAGAAAUCAGUAAUAUGCAUGCAGGUAGCUAUAAAGAGCUAGCUAAACAAGUUAGCAUUCGGUAGCACAAGAGCUAGCAUCGCAUGGCUACUAAACUAUAAUUAGUGGUUUUAUCAAAACAACAUAAAAUCUUAUGGGUGUUUAUGUCAGGAAGGCACACAAAUAUUUUUCUGAAUUACAGCAAUUAGAGGAGUAGCUAUUGGGCUAAAUUAACCAAGUGGAUACUGGUUGCUGCCUUAGAUGAGUGGAAAAAUUGCCAGAUUUGAAAAUGGUGAACCCGCAAAAAAAAAGAGCCAUAUUUCUUGCCCCAAAAAAGCCUAAUGUUUGCCAAAAAAAAAAAACGUGAACGUGCCGCACUCAUGCACACACUUGCCACCAAUGUGAUGACUUGAAAAUUCAGCCACUUUUCUUAUUUUAGUUUAUUAUUUAUUUUAUUGUUUCGCUACUAGCUAUGAUUUCCCUUCACAUGCUAAUGUUAAGCGUUUCAUUGCCAGCUAACAACUGCAUAUCUGCUAUAUUGAUAAAGGUGCAUUUGACAAAUAAACUUUGAUUUAAUCA